Messenger RNA from Aspergillus affinis, 1029 nucleotides. Its product is annotated as Zinc finger BED domain-containing protein DAYSLEEPER. The record is from RefSeq and is a predicted model, not a curated record. NCBI's taxonomy places the organism in Eukaryota, Fungi, Ascomycota, Eurotiomycetes, Eurotiales, Aspergillaceae. Bases 1 to 1029 code for a protein of 342 amino acids. The transcript has 4 exons.
AUGGCCCAGCUAGCUAUGUCUAAGCCUAUACUUCUGACUCCCCGAACUGCUCGACGCCGGCUUCGAAGUAUCGUCCAAGAAGACCAGCGCUAUAUCCUACCAGAGCUACCAUCAGAUGCGAAGAUUUCGAUUGCUCUUGAUUGUUGGACGUCUCCCUUUCAACAAUACUUUAUGGCAAUCACUGGCUAUUUCCUUGAUAAGAAGUGGAAAUAUCGGGAAAUUCUUCUUUGCUUUGAACCUUUGCAUGGGAAGCACUCUGGCGCGAAUCUCAGUAGUGUUCUAGUUGAACGCUUACAGGAGCAUCAGGUUAUAGAUCGGGUACUUACUAUUAUCACUGAUAAUGCAUUGAACAACAACACUCUGCUUGAAACCCAUGUCAUUCAACUAAGUCUAAAGGAUCUGUUAGCAAUGAUGAAGCUUGACUUAAAGAACGACAUUCCAAGCCAGCAGUGGUCAGCUGAACGGGAUAGUUCAUUCCGCUAUCUUCAGAAGCGUGGUAUCAUCUAUACUCUUGCAAAGUUCAGUCUACCGUCGACACAGAAGGAUGAUCUUGAGAUUCUUUUCGAUAAAGAUAGUCCUCUUGAAUCCUCCCAGUCCCAAAAGAAGCAGGCUGGACCAGCCUUUGAUAACGAGCUUACCCAUUAUCUUAAUAGUGCACGCGAUGUCUUUACUAUCCCUGCUCCUGGCGCUGGUGUAGAACGUCUCUUUAACUCUGCUCGUGAUCUUUGCUACUAUCGACGGAGUCAUCUCCACGAGACAACGAUACAACACCUAAUGAUGUUUCGCUGUAUCUCUCAAUUUGAUAUUGAUACUACAGAUCUUACAGGUGAAUCUGACGAAGAGAAAGAGCCUAUUUCCGAAAAGAGACAGCUAACGGCUUUGAAAAGAGAGGCGAACCUAGCUCAGUAUACCCCGGAUCCGAUCAGUGACAAUGAAGAGGAUAAUGAAGAUAAAAAUGAGGAACAGCAUAACUUUGAUCUUUUUAUAGUCUAUACACUAACCCAACCAAGCCAGCGUGUGCUUAGGUAA